UGUUUUUAAUUCUCCACGGCUCGCUUCCGGUCUUCUCUGAAAGCUCUCUCUCACUAGUACUUGGUGUACAGUGCCACUGCGAGCUCUCCCUCCCUCUCCGCCCCCGAUCUGGUCGCCCCCUCCCGUGAAACCCUAGAGCUCCGUCGGGCGGGCCACCUCCGGGGUCCCCGCGGGCGCUUAGUCAGCCGCGCUGCUAUGGACCCCGCGCCGACGCUCGCCGCCGAGCUCUGGCGCCCGCCGCACCUAGGUGGCGGAGGCGGAGGCGGAGGCGGCCGGGCGCUGGAGGCCGCCGCCUCCGGUGUCACGGAGCAGAGCAGUGGGAGCCGCGCAGGGCGGAGGAGGCAGCGGGAGGCCCCGGCGCCCGAGGACGACUCGUCCAGGCUCGUCUCCACCUCCGGCGGCGGCGGCGGCCAGGAUUUGACUGAUUCAGAAGCAAAGCGUUUCAAGGCAAUUAAAUCCAGUGGAGAUAAUGGCAGUUUAAGAACAGAGGCUGAAACUGAUUCAAGAAAUGCUAGCAAGUCUGUUGAUAAAAACCCUCCACCACCAGAAUUACCAAAACAAGACUACAUCCAUGUGAGGGCAAGAAGAGGUCAAGCUACCGAUAGCCAUAGCCUUGCUGAAAGGGCACGUCGUGAGAAAAUAAGUGAGCGAAUGAAAAUUCUCCAGGAUCUUGUCCCUGGAUGCAACAAGGUUAUCGGAAAAGCAUCAGUACUUGAUGAGAUAAUUAAUUAUAUCCAGGCUUUGCAACGGCAAGUUGAGUUUUUAUCCAUGAAGCUUGAGGCAGUUAAUGCCCAUGUGAAUAAUGGAAUCGAAGCAUUUCCAUCCAAAGAUUUUGGUCCUCAGAUAUACAGCACAGCUCCUGGAUUGACGUUCGAUCCGCAGACACCAAGGGAGUACGCCCAGGGAUCUACACCAUCUGAAUGGCUCCACAUGCAGAUUGGUGGCGCCUAUGAAAGAGUGACAUGAACAGAACAAAUUCAGGAUGGUGGCCCAAAUAAAGCAUACCAUGAGUUCAUGAUCAGUCAGAGACCACGGCUUUAGAUUAUUUUUUUCGAAACUCUCAUGCUCCAAAUUCAAAUUCGAUUGCACACAUAGUAUGGAGCUCAUGUAUUUAGAGACUGCGAGUGCAGUAUUUUUUACAUCUGUACCGGGAUACAAUGUUUAUCAGAUUCAUGUAUUCCACGGAAUUCCUGCAGGCCACGCUCGUUCUUAGUAUGAAUGAAAAAGUAAUAACCAUCAAUAAUUUUCUUGC
Molecule: messenger RNA, 1252 nt
Organism: Oryza brachyantha (malo sina)
Lineage: Eukaryota; Viridiplantae; Streptophyta; Magnoliopsida; Poales; Poaceae
Product: transcription factor BHLH089
Exons: 6
Coding region: 196-966 (256 amino acids)
Biological process (GO): regulation of DNA-templated transcription
Cellular component (GO): nucleus
Molecular function (GO): DNA-binding transcription factor activity; protein dimerization activity
Source: RefSeq, a predicted model, not a curated record